AUGGACUUUCUGUCGCUGGACCCGUCGGUGGACCCCGAAAUCUCGCGGAACCCGCAGAGCCGGCUGGUUCUCAAUGGAACGGGAAGCCUGGUGAGUCGGAACUGCGCGACGAAUCUGCAGGUGAAGAUGGACGGAUUCAGUCUGGACACGAAUCACAUCUUGUUUAAAAGUCGCUUGUAUUCGUUUUUGUUUGUGUUGGUGUCGUUUAUGGAAUGUUUUGUCUAUAUCCAAACCAUGCAGAGCAUGUUAUUCACUUCCACACACACCGCAUCGAUGCUCUCUGUCACGAUGCUGGCUGCCAUUGAUGUGCUGGUGGCUAUGUCGCACAGCUUGCUCGGUGUCUUUUUCUUAGGCCUCUUUUCAUCUCUUUAUUUCGUUUCUUUCCACAAAUUCUUCCUCUUUUCGGUCAUCGAGAUGCGAAUGCUCUUCAUUAUUUGGAGAUCCUAUCAUCCCGAGAUCAACGCAAACAAUUAUCUGCAGUACCAGAAACAGUUAUCCUGCCUCUUUAUCUGUCUCUACAUGUUCAUCAUCAUUACCCUAAUCUCUAUCUACUCCCAGCACAACACUUCCUAUUACCUGAUCUUCCUCGUCUAUUCCUUCUGGGUGCCUCAGAUUUGUCGUUCUCUCUCUCUAGGACACAGACCUCCGCUCACUAUCAAGCAGAUUUUGUGGAUCACCGGCCUUAAGCUCUUUUUGCCUCUUUAUCUGUUUUUCUGCCCCUAUAACAUGGUACGAAUGUUCACGACUGUGCCAAUUCCGCUUGGUUUUGGAUUCAAGCUGGUCGGCUGGGUGAUCAUUCAGACAGCCUUGCUGAUCGUUCAGAGAGUGUAUAACCCGUAUAAGAUUCUCCCGCCAAUUUUGCGUCCAAAGAAGUACGACUACCACGCGAUUCCUACGACUGUAUAUGAUGUUGGACUUGAUUCGGAUUGUGCUAUUUGCAUGAAUCCAAUUGACUAUAACAAUAACGAGUCGUUUAUGAUUACUCCCUGUAACCAUGCGUUCCACACGGAUUGCUUGAACAAGUGGAUGGAUGUGAAGUUGGAAUGUCCCACUUGCCGGACUGCUAUUCCAGAUGUCCGCUAUAUUUAG
Molecule: messenger RNA, 1089 nt
Organism: Blastocystis hominis
Lineage: Eukaryota; Bigyra; Opalinata; Blastocystidae
Exons: 3
Coding region: 1-1089 (362 amino acids)
Molecular function (GO): zinc ion binding
Source: RefSeq, a predicted model, not a curated record